AAACAGAGGGCAGAGACAAUCGAAAACCAAAACCGGUGUGCGUCUUGUUGAAUUGUCUGUCUCUCUUGAAACGACAAAAUCAAUCAAAACUCCAUUCUCUAAUCAACAUUCACUUUCACACGCACACCACUUCAUCUCUCUCUCUUUCUCCUUCUCACAUUCUCUUCAUUCACACAAAACGCUCCUUUCUUCUUCUUCUUCUGAUUCACCUCCAAUGGAUCCUCACCGUUUCCUCCUUGUUAUCCUCUGCUGUUUCCUCUGCUUCCUCCCUGAUCUCUCUAUUUCUGCAAUUCGAUUACCCGGAUUGCCUGAAGAUAAAACCAGGCAUGGAUCGGGGUUGGGGUUGAACACAGAUGGCUCUUCUGUAAAAUUUGAUCCCACGCGUGUCACUCAGCUCUCGUGGAGUCCUAGGGCUUUUUUGCACACUGGGUUUUUAUCAGAUAAAGAAUGUGAUCAUCUAGUAAAUCUGGCCAAGGAUAAGCUGGAGGUGUCUAUGGUGGCGGAUAAUGAAUCCGGAAAAAGUAUAAAGAGUGAAGUCAGAACGAGUUCUGGGAUGUUUCUUAACAAGGCACAGGAUGAAGUUGUUGCUGAUAUUGAAGCCCGAAUUGCCACAUGGACAUUCCUUCCUAUAGAGAAUGGUGAGUCUAUACAAAUAUUACAUUAUGAGAAUGGUCAGAAAUACGAACCCCAUUAUGAUUACUUCCAUGACAAGGCUAAUCAAGUUAUGGGUGGCCAUCGUAUUGCCACUGUAUUGAUGUAUUUGUCUGAUGUUGGGAAAGGUGGGGAGACAAUUUUUCCCAAUGCUGAGUCGAAGUUGUCACAGCCAAAAGAUGAGAGCUGGUCUGAAUGUGCCCACAAAGGAUAUGCAGUAAAACCUCGGAAGGGUGAUGCCUUGCUAUUCUUCAGUCUUCAUCUCAAUGCAACUACAGAUAGUAACAGCUUGCAUGGAAGCUGCCCAGUCAUUGAGGGUGAGAAGUGGUCUGCAACGAAGUGGAUUCACGUGAGUGACUUUGAGAAGGCAAUCAAGCAAGAUGACAAUGGAGACUGUACGGAUGAGAAUGAGAAUUGCUCUAGGUGGGCUAAAUUAGGUGAAUGUGUGAAGAACCCACUUUAUAUGAUUGGUGGUAAAGGUGUUAAAGGUUACUGUAUGAAGAGUUGCAAUGUUUGCUCCUCUUAGGGAGGCUGUUGCAAUUUCUUUGCCUUGAAAUGGAUGUAUUGUAGAGUCAUAAUACAUUGUCAAAUAUCUUGUAUAUAAUAUUGAGUAAUGACAUUCAUUUUUGCUGA
Messenger RNA from Lotus japonicus, 1284 nucleotides. Its product is annotated as probable prolyl 4-hydroxylase 7. Gene Ontology annotation, cellular component: endoplasmic reticulum. The transcript has 8 exons. Gene Ontology annotation, molecular function: L-ascorbic acid binding; iron ion binding; procollagen-proline 4-dioxygenase activity. Gene Ontology annotation, biological process: peptidyl-proline hydroxylation to 4-hydroxy-L-proline. The record is from RefSeq and is a predicted model, not a curated record. Bases 215 to 1177 code for a protein of 320 amino acids. Lineage: Eukaryota; Viridiplantae; Streptophyta; Magnoliopsida; Fabales; Fabaceae.